This is a messenger RNA of Penicillium angulare, 1083 nucleotides long. RefSeq lists its product as uncharacterized. The transcript has 3 exons. Lineage: Eukaryota; Fungi; Ascomycota; Eurotiomycetes; Eurotiales; Aspergillaceae. The coding region runs from base 1 to 1083 and encodes 360 amino acids. The record is from RefSeq and is a predicted model, not a curated record.
AUGGACACAGUCCAGGACUUCGUUGCCGAACAACUUGCACAAACCCCUUAUGCAUGCUCGUCACUUACGCGUUUGUCUGGCGGAACCGCGAAUUUCAUAUACCGCGGCACACUCAACACCACUCAGGAGUCUAUCAUAAUCAAGCAUAGCAAGGACUACGUAGCUUCGAAUCCGAAUUUCAAGCUUGACACUGAAAGAUCUUAUUUCGAAGAGUCUAUUCUGCAGGCACUCGACAAUGAGCCGUACUCGCAGAACAAUAUCACUGUUCAGUCUCCUCGUGUCUUGCACUUCAUCCAUGAAACAAAUAUUCAAAUCCAUGAAGAUCUUCGCGACUCAGAUAGCUUGAAAGUUUUUCUACUGGAAAGGGUUUCUAAAGAUGUAUCGGAAUCAUAUUCACGAGCUCUAGGGCAUUCCCUCGGAUCGUGGUUACGGUCAUUCCACGCUUGGGGUGUCAAGACUCAACAGAAAGAGAUUAGAGAAAUCGUUGCCAAAAACACAGCGAUGAAGCAAUUGAAAUUCUACAUCAACUACCCUAUGCUACUGGAGACUGUCGACAAUUUCUCUGAGAUUCUUGGUGAGAAUCGUACCGUGUUUGAACAGGUGCGAGAUCUUGCUGCCACAGAAUUGAAAAAUGAUGCCCUCGACGAUACACACGGGCUUAUCCAUGGGGACUUCUGGACUGGAAACGUCCUCGUUUCAAAGAAUCCCCUUCUCGAACAGUCCCAAACUCAAAUAUUUGCUAUAGAUUGGGAGCUUGUCCAGAUUGGACACAAAUCAUUGGACCUAGGACAGAUGAUUGCGGAGCUAUACGAAACAAAGCUCUUCAAGGGCGUUGAGCAUGGACUGUGGAUUAUUGAAGGAUUCCUAGAGGGCUAUGGACCUUUGAACGAUGAAAUGGCAUUUCGGACGGCGAUACACGUUGGCGUUCAUUUGGUCUGCUGGGGGAGUCGAGUUGCAGGAUGGGGCAACCAGAAUCAAGUUGAGGAUGUUGUGAAAGUGGGCAGAGACUUGAUUCUGCAGGCGUGGGCGAAGAACAAGUCAUGGUUUGAACAGGAUCCUAUGGGGUGUCUUUUUAAGAGAUGA